Myxocyprinus asiaticus (Chinese sucker) is the source of this 2178-nucleotide messenger RNA. It is a transcript of the gene b3galnt2, whose product is annotated as beta-1,3-N-acetylgalactosaminyltransferase 2. The transcript is spliced from 13 exons. Bases 350 to 1705 code for a protein of 451 amino acids. Gene Ontology annotation, molecular function: hexosyltransferase activity. Lineage: Eukaryota; Metazoa; Chordata; Actinopteri; Cypriniformes; Catostomidae. Gene Ontology annotation, cellular component: membrane. The record is from RefSeq and is a predicted model, not a curated record.
CCACAUGCUGUGAGUCUCCGCGGUGUCAUGCACAACAAGUCAUGUGAUAAGAUGCGCCGAUUGACGGUAUCAGAAGCGGAGGCAACUGAGACUUGUCCUCCGCCACCUGGAUUGAGGUGAGUAGCCGCGCCACCAUGAGGACCUACUAAGUAGUGGGAAUUGGGCAAUCCAAACUGGGGAGAAAAGGGGAUAAAAAUAAAUAAAUAAAAACUUAUGGACGAUUCACGAUUUGAUUUUUUCAACUUUUAGAUGUAUUCCAACAUGAUUCAAAUUGUAUGUCCUUUAUUACAGUGCAAGGCAACCUGGUUAGAGAAAUCCAAGUUCUUUUCAUUAUAGAAAACAAAGGGUGAUGGUGAAAUUCAUCAUUGGCAAGCAUGGCUGCUCUAUACCGGAGGAAGAUCGCGAGGACGCGUAUUCUUGCACGCUACUGAACCUCACCGAGACAGAAUCCAAAAUACAACAUUGCAGUAAUCUUUGCCAAAUAAAGUGCUGCACAGCAGAGCAUAACAGAUCGACACUGCCAAGCAAAAUCAACAUGAACUCAGCAAUCAAAACAGUCGCUGGACAGGAAAUGGCCAUAUUGAGCGUGCCCGAUACCACUGUGCUGGUGCCGUCUGAUGUCUCGGCGGUCAGUCUGGACUUUAAAGUCCUUCACUCUGUGGUCAUCACACAGCUGGGUGUCUUCCCCAACGGUCCACGACAGGACUUCAUGGGCAACGUCACUGUUCGGCUGUUCCAGGUGGAUCAGGAGGAGGCAGUGGUGACGGCUCGCUUCAGCACGCUCAAUCCAGGCACUCGUGUGGGUGGAAUGUUCUAUAAGCCCGUGGAGCAGUUCAUUCUACCCAAGGGUUUUGAGGGAAUUCUACUCUGGGAGAGUCAGGAUUCAGCUGGCGUGAUGUCUGUCAACGCAUCCACAGUCCAUCUCAAUAAUGGUGGAGGAGUUCUCAAGUUUGGAUCUAUAGAGGAGGGAACGUUGCCACACAGAAGUGCUCUGGGAUUCCCGGGGUUAGCUGGAGGAUUCACUUUUUCAGUUUAUGAUGCGGAGGCGUUGUCUGAGCUGUUACGUGGGCGAGCAGAAAGGCAGCGGAGUCACACUGCCCAGUUGAGAGAGGAGGACUUGUCCCUGCGUGAGGAGAGUCUGAGACAUGGGGACAUGGUGUUUGUGGGCGUCGUGGACACAUACAGAAACGUGCCUUUAAAACUGCUGCAGUUUUACAAAUGGUCUGUAGAAAAUGCUGACUUCAGCCUGUUGCUCAAGACUGAUGAUGAUUGCUAUAUCGAUGUUGAUGCCGUCCUGCUGAAGACUGACCGCAAACGACUAACACACAGCAAACUCUGGUGGGGAAAUUUCAGGCAGAAUUGGGCGGUUGACCGUGUUGGUAAGUGGCAGGAACUGGAGUAUGCGAGUCCUGCCUACCCAGCCUUCGCCUGUGGGUCUGGAUAUGUGGUCUCCAGGGAUCUGGUGAAGUGGCUGGCCAGUAACGCUGAGUAUCUGAAGGCUUACCAGGGAGAGGAUGUAAGCAUGGGCAUUUGGAUGGCUGCCGUGGGGCCUCGCAAAUAUCAGGAUUCAGGAUGGCUGUGUGAGAAGGAGUGUUACGUGGACAUGUUGUCAUCACCGCAGCACUCGGCACAAGAGUUGCGCUCUCUCUGGGACAGGAAGAGGAAAUGUGGCAACCCCUGCGGCUGUGCUUGGAGUGAACACUGAUACGAUACAGACAAACACUGAUGUGCAUGUUUCACAGUAAACGCUUGAGUGUACGGUUAGAUGUGUGAAUGACAAUGAGUUUUUCUUUUUGUGAAAUCCUUUCAGAUUAUAACAUGUUGUCAGGGAGGCUCAACAGUUUCCCCACAAAUGAACAUGCGGCCGUCAACACGAGACACUAGUAAUGUUUACUUAUCCUUUAUAAGCCUAGUCUCUUAUUGGUCUAAUCGAUCCACUUUAGCUUCACAGAUUCACCAUAAGAUGUCAAACAAACACAAGGUUUGUGGAAUGACAGAGCAGCAUUCCUCUACUUUUUCCUGUUAUGUAGCUUUCUGUCAUCAAAUGCUCACUAAAUGUGAUGUGUUCACCAUCACUCAAGCAAAUGAACCUUUUCAGUGCUUUCAACUUAGCUAGAGGUUGCCAAAAUUGUUACACUAAAACUUUUCUCUACGAACAAUAAAAACUUAGAUUGCAAA